This is a messenger RNA of Mucor velutinosus, 549 nucleotides long. Its product is annotated as Phenylalanine 4-monooxygenase (Phe-4-monooxygenase). Gene Ontology annotation, cellular component: epsilon DNA polymerase complex; CHRAC. Gene Ontology annotation, molecular function: chromatin DNA binding; protein heterodimerization activity. The record is from RefSeq and is a predicted model, not a curated record. Gene Ontology annotation, biological process: DNA damage response; heterochromatin formation; leading strand elongation. The coding region runs from base 1 to 549 and encodes 182 amino acids. The transcript is spliced from 4 exons. Lineage: Eukaryota; Fungi; Mucoromycota; Mucoromycetes; Mucorales; Mucoraceae.
AUGUCAAGCACUAUUGAGGAUAACGAAUUACCAAAGGCUAAUGUCACAAGAGUCUUGAAGAGUGCUCUUCCUCCUGGCACUGCUCUACAAAAAGAUGCUCGACUAGCAGUGAGUAAAGCAGCUACCGUAUUUAUCAAUUACGUCUCUUCAGUAGCAAAUGAUGUUGCCAAAGGUGCAAAUCACAAAACGAUCAGUGCUGCUGAUGUCUUCAAGGCGUUGGAUAUUUGCGAAUUAGAGCACAUGGUACCAGAGUUGCAAGAAUCGCUGGCUGCAUACCAGCAAAUUGUACUUGACAAGAAACAACAAAAGAAAAGGGAAAAGGAUGAAUCAAAAGCUAAAGAAGACGAUGAUGAUACAGCAAUGGAAGAGCCAUCAAGAGGUCAAAAGCGUUCUCUUGAAGACGAUGAUGAAGAUGACAGUAUGUCUGUCGAUCUCAAAAAGGUCAAGAAUGACGAGGAGGAGGAGGAGGAGGAGGAGGAGGAGGUAGAGGAAGAAGAGGAAGAUCAAGAGGAAACUCAAGAAGAGACCAUAGACGAUGAACAACCUUAG